GUUGCCAGUGACCGAGGCGUGGACGGUAAAGGGAGGACGCCAUCCGGGGCCGCUGCGGGACGACCCGCCCAGGUCAGGGGGACACCAUCCCCGCCCCCAGCCGGGGCUUCCUCUCCAGCCCAUCGCGUCAUCUGGCGGGACUGUGCAGUUCCCGUCUGGGUCCGCCGGAGGGCGCCCGGGGUGAAGCAGGGGACACCCUCCUGCCGCGAAGGCUGCAACCCCGGGGGUCCACCGCGUGGGGUGUGCGGCUGAGGUCCGCGCGUGGCCCGAGGGUCGCGGAGCCGGGAUCCAGGGGCGCCGGGAUUCCAGGAUGAGCGCCCAGGCCAUGUCCGCCGCGGGGCUGGAGGCAAUGCGGUCACCCGGAUCCUCUCUCGCCCGUCAUCGCCAGGCUAGGGGUCGCCGCUCCGGGGGUGCAUCUGCAGCAGGUGUCUGAUCCUGGGCGCCCAGGGAUGGGGCGGAGGAGAGGACACCCGAGCGGCCGGGCCCGAGGGAGGGGCGCGGGGACCCCGAGGGCGCGGGAACCCCCAGGCUGCAGGGCACGCCCCCUCCCUUUUGCCCGCCGUGGCCCCGCCCCAGCCACGCCCAGGCCCCGCCCCUCCCCGACCGAGCUCGGGAGUCCCGGGGCCUCCGCUGCUGCCCUGCGCCCGCCAUGCGCGCCGCCUGGCUGCUACAGCUGCUGCUGCUCCUGAGGCCGUGGCUCCAAGCUACGGGUGCCGUGGAGACACCACUGCCCACCGUGGUCCUCGCCAUCCUGGCCCGCAAUGCCGAGCACUCUCUGCCCCACUACCUGGGCGCGCUGGAGCGAAUGGACUACCCCCGAGCCAGGCUGGUCCUCUGGUGUGCCACUGAUCACAACGUGGACAACAGCACAGAGAUGCUGCAGGAGUGGCUGGCAGCUGUGGGUGGUGACUAUGCGGCUGUUGUCUGGAGGCCUGAGGAGGCCAGAGCCUACCCUGAUGAACAAGGUCCCAAGCACUGGACCAAAGAAAGGCACCAGUUUUUGAUGGAGUUGAAGCAGGAGGCACUGACCUUUGCCAGGAGCUGGGGAGCUGACUAUAUCCUGUUCUCAGACACAGACAACAUUCUGACCAACAACCAGACCCUGCGGCUUCUCACGGAGCGGGGACUGCCAGUGGUGGCCCCAAUGCUGGACUCCCAGACCUACUACUCUAACUUCUGGUGUGGGAUCACCCCACAGGGCUACUACCGCCGCACUGCUGAUUACUUCCCCACCAAGAAUCGCCAGCGCCGGGGCUGCUUCCAGGUCCCCAUGGUCCACUCUACCUUCCUGGUGUCCCUGCGGGCUGAGGGGACAUCCCAGCUGGCCUUCUACCCACCUCAUCCCAACUACACUUGGCCCUUUGAUGACAUCAUUGUCUUCGCCUAUGCCUGUCGGGCUGCUGGGGUCUCAGUGCACGUGUGUAAUGAACACCGUUAUGGGUACAUGAACGUGGCAGUGAAGCCCCACCAGGGGCUGGAAGAUGAGAAGACCAACUUCAUCCACCUCAUUUUGGAAGCACUAGUGGAUGGGCCCCCCAUGCAGGCCUCAGCUCACGUGUCUCAGCCACCAAAGAAGCCUGGAAAGAUGGGGUUUGAUGAGAUCUUUGUCAUCAGCCUGGCCCGCAGACCCAAGCGCAGGGAGCGCAUGCUGAGCUCACUCUGGGAGAUGGAGAUCUCUGCACGGGUAGUAGAUGCUGUGGAUGGCAGGAUGCUCAACAGCAGUAUCCUCAGGCACCUGGGUGUGGACCUGCUCCCAGGCUACCAGGAUCCCUACUCGGGCCGCACGCUGACCAAGGGUGAGGUGGGCUGCUUUCUCAGCCACUACUCCAUCUGGGACGAGGUAGUUGCCAGGGGCCUGGCCCAGGUUGUGGUGUUCGAGGAUGAUGUGCGCUUUGAGGGGAACUUCCAGAGGCGCUUGGAGCAGCUGAUGGAGAGUGUGACAGCCCAGAAGCUUCCAUGGGAUCUGAUCUACCUCGGCCGGAAGCAAGUGAACCCUGAGGAGGAGAUGGCCGUGGAGGGGCUUCCAGGCCUAGUGGUGGCUGGGUACUCCUACUGGACCCUGGCAUAUGUCCUGAGCCUGGCAGGGGCGCACAAACUGUUGGCCUCCCAGCCUCUGCGCCGAAUGCUACCUGUGGACGAGUUCCUGCCCAUCAUGUUUGACCAGCACCCCAAUGAGCAGUACAAGGCACACUUCUGGCCAAGGGACCUCCAGGCCUUCUCAGCCCGGCCCCUGCUUGCCUCCCCUACUCACUAUGCGGGGGAUGCAGACUGGCUCAGUGACACAGAAACAUCCUCCCCCUGGGAUGAUGACAGUGGCCGCCUCAUCAGCUGGACUGGCUCUCAGAAGACGCUUCGUGGCCCCGACCUGGAUCUGGCUGGCAGCAGUGGACACAGCCUCCAUCCCCACCCCAGGGAUGAGCUCUAGGUCCAAGUGGAGGCUCCAAACGGUUGCAGAAGCAGAGCAGGACACAGUUGACAGGAGCCACAGAACCAGCUGAACUGUCACCUUGGGCUCAGCCACACCUCCACUCUCUGGAUGCAUCCCUGAUUGGGAGAACCACCCAGAGACAGAGUCCAUUCCCUACAGGUCACAUGAGAAAAGACAGGGCAGAUUCAGAGCCCAGUGGGAUGGGGAGGAAGGGAGGUCUCAGCCUUUUGGUUUCAAGCUGAACAGACCCCAGAGUCCUUCCCUCCCCGAAGACUCAGCUGUUGGGGCCUCUCUGCCCCCAUCUACCUCCACCUCUCCCCUUCCCUGGCACCACAUCUCGGGCUCACCAGCAUCCUCUUCCUUGGCUGGUGGAAAGUGCAGAGGAAGGUGAGAGGUGGUCCUGGCAUACCUGGUGCUCUGCACACAGUAGGCCUUCAAUAAAAGCCCACUGCCUUGGCACUUUAUCCUUCA
Nannospalax galili (Upper Galilee mountains blind mole rat) is the source of this 2899-nucleotide messenger RNA. RefSeq names its product cerebral endothelial cell adhesion molecule (gene Cercam). Lineage: Eukaryota; Metazoa; Chordata; Mammalia; Rodentia; Spalacidae. The record is from RefSeq and is a predicted model, not a curated record. Bases 650 to 2425 code for a protein of 591 amino acids. The transcript has 13 exons.